AAGCGUCGCAUUCUGCAUCGGAAAAAAAAGGGACGAAAGGUAUUGGUUUGAAUAGCCUGAUAUUUUGCGACGCGACGCGCAACGCAGCCUUUUCGAAGAAGGGCCCCGAGCAAUUCUCGAUUUCGAGCUCCACUCCGAGACGAGGCUGAACGAGGCGCGAUUCCUAACCCGAAAAAUUUCGAAGUAGCGGAUUCAGAUCAGACCACAACUCUUCCUCCAUCCCAACCAACCGUUCUCGGCCUGAUCGAAGCACCGCAGCCAUGGAUGCCGUCCGGUCUCUCGUCCAGCCCAUCACGCACAACCUGCCGGCUCCCAUCCGGGACCUCGGCGUCUCCAUCGUCGGCGAGACCUGCUACAAGGCGCUGCUGCUCGACGUGGACGUUGAAAACACCGAGUGCAUCAAGCUCGCCGUCAGCAAGGGCCUGGGCAUUGGCAUCGUCGGCGCCUCAGCCGUCGUCAAGGUGCCGCAGAUCCUCAAGCUGCUAAAGUCCAAGUCGGCCGAGGGCGUGUCGUUCCUGUCGUACCUGCUCGAGACGAGCGCGUACCUCAUCUCGCUGGCGUACAACGUGCGCAAUGGCUUCCCCUUCAGCACCUUUGGCGAGACCGCCUUCAUCAUGGGCCAGAACGUCGUCAUCUCCAUCCUCGUCCUGAACUACAGCGGCAGGCCUGCCAUGGCGGCUCUGUUUGUCGCCGCGCUGGCCAUUGGUGCGGCCGCGCUGUUUGCCGACAACGUGCUGGACAUGCAGGCUCUGAGCUACCUGCAGGCUGGCGCUGGUGUUCUCGGCGUCGCCAGCAAGGUUCCCCAGAUCCUGGCCAUCUGGCAGGAGGGAGGUACCGGCCAGCUCAGUGCUUUUGCGGUCUUCAACUACUUGGCCGGCUCGCUGUCUCGCAUCUUCACCACGCUCCAGGAAGUCGACGACAAACUGAUACUGUACGGUUUCAUCUCCGGCUUCGCCCUCAACGCCAUCCUCGCUCUACAGAUGGUGUACUACUGGAACGCUCCAUCUGCAAAGGCUCGGGGCAAGCGGAAGGAAGUUGUCCCCGUCGAGGCCCGCGGAAGCUCAACGGCCGUGCCCAAGAAGGGGCCUACUACUCGUCGCCGUGGUUAGCUAGAAUUCUAUAGAGUUUCGUUUUAUUUUGCUUUGGUCUUUAUUGGGAUGCUGGUGCACAGGUUGGGAUCAGGUUACUAGCGGAGGAAUAUGCUAAUAAAAAAAAAGGAGGUGGAAACGCCUAAUUUACUCGUGGUAUGCUCGCCAUCUG
This is a messenger RNA of Trichoderma asperellum CBS 433.97, 1260 nucleotides long. RefSeq lists its product as uncharacterized. Lineage: Eukaryota; Fungi; Ascomycota; Sordariomycetes; Hypocreales; Hypocreaceae. The record is from RefSeq and is a predicted model, not a curated record.